This is a messenger RNA of Peromyscus californicus insignis, 5713 nucleotides long. RefSeq names its product olfactomedin like 2A (gene Olfml2a). Lineage: Eukaryota; Metazoa; Chordata; Mammalia; Rodentia; Cricetidae. The record is from RefSeq and is a predicted model, not a curated record. The transcript is spliced from 8 exons. The coding region runs from base 123 to 2147 and encodes 674 amino acids. Gene Ontology annotation, biological process: signal transduction.
CGGCGCUGCAGGGGCACCGGGUUGGGGGCUGUUCCCGCUGCAGAGCUGGGCUGCAGCAUCGAACUCCCAGUGUUGCCGGCGCUCCCUAGCGUGCUUGCGGAGACGGUGGUGCCCGUCGAGCCAUGGCAGCGGCAGCCCUCUGGUCUUGGUGCCUCCAGUUGAGGCUGUUGCUGCUGCCGCUGCUGCUGCUUUUGCUUCGGGCGGAUCCUGUGCGGCCUGACAAUAAGGUGUUUGGCAACCUGGACCAGGUACGGAUGACCUCAGAGGGCUCUGACUGCCGCUGCAAAUGCAUCAUGAGACCACUGAGCAAGGACGCCUGCAGCCGGGUACGCAGUGGGCGUGGACGAGUAGAGGACUUCUACUCUGUGGAAACGCUAAGUUCAGGGACCGACUGCCGCUGCUCCUGCACUGCUCCACCUUCCUCACUCAACCCCUGUGAAAAUGAGUGGAAGAUGGAAAAACUCAAGAAGCAGGCACCUGAGCUACUCAAGCUGCACUCUAUGGUGGAUCUCCUGGAGGGUACGCUAUACAGCAUGGAUCUGAUGAAAGUACAUGCCUUCAUCCACAAGGUAGCCUCCCAGAUGAACACGCUGGAGGAGAGCAUCAAGGCCAACCUGAGCCAGGAGAGUGAGAUGGUGAAAGACAGCAUACGUCACCUCAAUGAGCAGCUGAAGAGCUAUGAGAACCAGUCAGCCAUCAUGAUGAGCAUUAAGAAGGAACUGUCCAGCCUGGGCCUCCAAUUGCUGCAGAGGGAUGCUGCUGCCGUCCCUGCCGCUGCCCCUGCCUCAAGCCCUGACAGCAAAGCUCAGGACACAGCUGGAGGGCAAGGCAAAGACCUCAACAAAUAUGGCAGCAUGCAAAAGAGCUUCUCAGACAAGGGCCUUGCAAAACCUCCCAAGGAGAAGCUGCUGAAAGUGGAGAAGUUGAGGAAGGAGAGCAUCAAGGGCAAAAUACCCCACCCCUCAUCCAGACCACGUGCCCUGGCCCAGCAGCAGGCAGUGAUCCGAGGCUUCACCUACUACAAGGCGGGCAGGCAGGAGGCCAAACAAGAAGCACCCAAGGCCACGGCUGACAACACUCUCAAGGGCACUUCCUGGCUGGAGAAACUACCACCGGAGAUGGAGGCCAAGCUUCUGGAGAAACUACCACCGGAGAUGGAGGCCAAGCUUCUGGAGAAACUACCACCCAAGAUGGAGGCUAAGCUUCUGGAGCCGAACUCUGCCAAACAUGAUGAAGUCAUGCUGCAGGCUUCAGAAGGAGCCAGCUUGGCCCCUGACAUCUCCACUUUCACCCCAACUCCGAUCAGCACUCCCUGGCCCACUGAGCCACCUUUGCAUCCAGAAGGCCACAGCCCAGGUAGGGAAGGCAGCUGUGAGGGCACCCUCCGAGCUGUGGACCCCCCUGUGAAGCACCACAGUUACGGGCGCCAUGAAGGGGCCUGGAUGAAGGACCCUGCAGCUCUUGAUGACAGAAUCUAUGUCACCAACUACUACUAUGGAAACAAUCUGGUGGAGUUUCGAAACCUGGAAAAUUUCAAACAAGGUCGAUGGAGUAAUAUGUACAAGCUACCCUACAACUGGAUAGGCACAGGCCAUGUGGUGUACCAGGGUGCCUUCUACUACAACCGUGCCUUCACCAAGAACAUCAUCAAAUAUGACCUGCACCAGCGCUUUGUGGCCUCCUGGGCACUACUGCCUGAUGUGGUCUACGAAGACACCACACCCUGGAAGUGGCGUGGCCACUCGGACAUUGAUUUUGCUGUAGAUGAGAGUGGUCUGUGGGUCAUCUACCCAGCUGUGGAUGAGCAAGAUGAAGCCCAGCCUGAGGUGAUUGUGUUGAGCCGCCUGGACCCCAGAGACCUCUCUGUGCACCAAGAGACCACGUGGAAGACACGACUGAGGAGGAACUCCUAUGGGAACUGCUUCCUGGUGUGUGGCAUCCUGUAUGCUGUGGAUACUUACAACCAGCACGAAAGCCAGGUGGCCUAUGCCUUCGACACCCACACAGGCACUGAUGCUCACCUACAGUUGCCCUUCCUCAAUGAGUAUUCCUACACUACUCAGGUUGACUACAACCCCAAGGAGCGGGUGCUCUAUGCCUGGGACAAUGGCCACCAGCUCACCUACACCCUCCACUUUGUGGUCUGAAUGGGGACCUAUGUUCACAGGGGAGGGCAAGCAGAGGAGUAGGGGCUGCUCCUAGCCACUCCUGCAACUGAUAUCAGUAUCAACUGAGGGUGUCCUGGGCUAGGUAUUGGCUUUGAUGGCAGCCAAGGCAGUACUUCCUUAGCACCCAGCAGGUGACACUAGCUUCCAUUGCAGAAUGUUGUGCUGAGGGCUUUUCCUGCAUUUACCCUUUUGACUCUUUCCCCUGCUUCCCUUGGAGGCAGAGAUCCUUAAGUCCAUUGAGCAGAGGAGGUGACUGAAGCCCAAAGGGGCAGCAUCCCAGUUGUAGUAGGGCAGGCUGUGUUCUCACAAUAGCCACACUUUAUGGAUGAGAUGACCUCACCUAGUUCUUCCCAUCUCCAGGACCCUUCCCAGGACUCUGCAAAGCCUGAGGUCUUUGGGAACCUAUGCACUGAAGUUCUGCAGCUCCAGGUCGCUCUUCUGGUUGAAUGCCCAUGACUUUGAGCUUAGAGCCUCUUGACCUGUGGUCAGCCCCUGUGCUCUCCUCCCUACUCUCUGACCACAUUCCAGAAGUUCACCAUCACAGCCACAGAGCAAGAGCCACACCCUGAAGUAAGCACUGGCUGGGUCCAUGGCCCUCCCUCUGUGGCUACUUCUUGUCUUCCUGUUCCUUGCACAUUUCUCACCAGAUGAGAAGGUAUAGGCAGCUCAGCUGCGGCAGAAUGGGGUGCUGGCCUGAGCUCCCCCCAUCUCAACUCCUGUACCACCCACUAGGCCUUGGCUCCUUCCCUAUCCCUUCCCUUGAGCCUGGAGUCCUUUAUGGGCCUUCAAAGCUAGUCUGCUCACACUCAGGGAUUGCUAGGAGUAAGGCCUUUGUCCCUGGAGAGGGUGGCCCCAAGAUGGAACAGGCUCCCUCUUCCUUGUUGAUCCUGAUCUGGUCAUUUGGUGGGCUGGUCCAGCAGCCUGGGAAUCUGGGGGAGACAGGACAGAGGGGUUCAAAAGAGACCUUGGGCCUUCUCAGGUUGCAGGACAAAGCCAGGAGGUGGUCUUAGCACCAGGAUUUUCUUUGAGAUAGGACUUGCGAUUGUGGACAUACUAGUGAACAUGUAUAAGCUACCCUACAGUGGGACUGGCAGCUGUCCUGGUGCUGCUUGUGGCUCACAGCACCUACAGACACAGACAGCUCUGAGAACACGACCUUUCAAGCCAGCCUAUGGCUGCUUUGGACAUUCUUUUUAAAGCUGUAGAGAAGUUCUUUUGCCCAUCUCCUCUUUUUAACCAAAGAAAAUAUAGGUCCCAACAGUUCUAGAAUAUGGAGUGGAGUCAUAUAGGGCAGGACAUAGCUGAUCUCAUUUGGAAAAGCCCUAUACCCUCCCACCUCAGAGACAGCUCUGCCUGCAAAGAUAACAGACCCCAACAGCACCUUUGAAGGUGUCUACCACUGGACCCUGGACCCUUCCUUACACACUGUGCCUGCUCCUAGGCAAUCUGCAGUGGAUACCAGCUGCCCCAUUAUGAAAUCCCACUGUGCAGCAUUAGGUAGGGAGAUUCAGGUUCUGUGCAGACUUCAUUUCUUCCAGACAUUGUUGGGUGAUGUUUUGCUUAAGGAAUAACUCACCCUUGAAAUAAAAAGGGACAGUGACACCCAGCCCAGCCAAGUCUGACUCAUAGUGGUAGCCACAUCCAGCUCCCCCACCCAGCUGACCACCACAGGCUCCCCUUCCAGCCUCUUCAGAGGACUUGGAACCCCCUUGUGCCUGUGUACACCCUGACCUUUCCCUUGGCCCUGGAUGUGGGUUUUUUUUCUCAUGACUGUGUUUUGUGAUGUCAUAGCCCAACCAUGUGAGAGGUGCUCAGGCAGCUUGCAGCAGUCUGAGGAAAGAGAACACUAGAUCACACUGGCUUGAAGAGUAAACAUGUGGCAUAGUUUCCAGGGGUGGGACACAGGGCCUGCCAUAGAGCCCAGUCAUUCUGCAGGUCCCUUCUGUUUUCAAAUCUUUGUGUGUUCUGUGGUAAAUACAGUUCAUUUCCUCAUCUAUAGAUAGUCACACUGGAUCCCAGGUGAGUCGCUUGUCACAUAGGCUGGUAAUGGAAGAGCCAGGUUUCCACAUCAGGUAACCUGUCACUGUUAUCUGAGAACCAUCAGUGUGCUGGACAUACUGUGGAAAGAAAUGGGCCCAUGGACAGGUGAACACGAUUACGUGGAAGAAUUUACCUAAGGUCACACAGCAGUGUCGUUUGGCAGAGCUGGGGGUUCGAGGCUGCUCAGAGCAUGCUGUCUGUCAUCCUUAUGCCAUGUUGGUAGCAAGCUCCAGAAGUGCUGGCAGUUGCAGUCAGUCAAGAUGGCCAUGGGAAAAGCCCCCCAAAAGUCCAGCUUGUGCAGAGCUUUGAAUGGCAAGCCAAGGCAUGGACACAUCUAGCCAUGUCUAGAACAAAACAGUAUAGACUAACAGAGCCCAGCCAAUCCUGACAUGGAUUCUAAUUGGAUUUUAUCCUUUGGUGAUGAAAAGCAGGGAAGGAGUUUUGCUGAAGAGCCUUAAUCUGCCAGUUUGUGAGCUCUAAAGAAAAUCUGCUCCCACUACCACACACACACGCGCGCACACACACACACACACACACACACACACACACACACACACACCACUCAUACUCACAUACACACCCAUGUGCGCACUCACAAUACCUUGGUGUGUUAUGCUGGGCAACAGGUACUUCAUAGGCGGGACCUGGACUGUGUAGAACCGCCCACUCACCUUUUGUGAAGGCAAACCGUCGCCAUAGGUGAAGGAGCUUUGGCUUCCAUCAUGGAUUCCUCUCCAGAGAUUGCCAAGUGUUGGGGGUGCUAGGCAAGUGCUGGAUCACUGAGUCACUCCAUCCUCUUGGUCUUUGACUCUUAGCUGCACUCCAGAGGAGAAAGAAGGGGAGCUCCACCCUGGGGCCGCACAGGAGGAGGGACGACUGGGGGCUCCUGCAGAGAACUUUAUUCUCCCUUCUGCAUCAGAGAAGUCUUGCGGUGCUGCGCACUGUGUGGCGGUCGGAGAGCCCAGGUGCAGGAGGUGGGAGCCUGCCUCUCCCAUGCUGCCCUUCCCUCAGGCUGGGUGGGGUAUGAAGUCCCUGAGACAACUGGGACCAAGGAUUAGCAGGGGCCGGGGACUUCAGGAGAGCUCCCAGCACCUUCCAGAAUCGGAAACCACCUCGACUUGCAGUCUCACUCACUCACCCAGCCUGGAGCUCCUAGGUUUCUCUCGUUUCAGGUUAUGAACCUCAAGUUCAGAGAAGCUGAGCAAUGUGCUCAGGCCCAGGUAUCUAGAUCUGAGCUAGGUCUCUUUCAACCAAAGCCCCCAACUAACUGUUGUAAGUGGUCAUGUUUUUGUCUUGGUUUGGGCCCAUAGAAAGCUCAAAGACAAGUUUGAGAUCAUUUUAAACACUUUUAUGGAAUUUAACCAGCUUCAUUCUAGCCUUUUAUAUGUACCUUUACCCUGAUUUACUUUUAUUCUACUGUAUUUAAUCUAUUUUAUUAAGGUGCCACAAGAUCUUUUUGUAACAGUGUGGAAUAUACAUAAAUAAAACCCAUGACUACAGCUGAA